Messenger RNA from Andrographis paniculata, 705 nucleotides. RefSeq names its product dof zinc finger protein 2-like. Bases 1 to 705 code for a protein of 234 amino acids. Gene Ontology annotation, biological process: regulation of DNA-templated transcription. Lineage: Eukaryota; Viridiplantae; Streptophyta; Magnoliopsida; Lamiales; Acanthaceae. The record is from RefSeq and is a predicted model, not a curated record. The transcript has a single exon. Gene Ontology annotation, molecular function: DNA binding; DNA-binding transcription factor activity.
AUGGAAGCAGGCAGGCCCUCCGAGGAGAAUGUGGAUCCCAGGCCGGUCCAGGACCAGCAGGUCCAGCACCCGCCCCACCGGAAAUGCCCCCGCUGCGACUCUAACAAUACUAAGUUUUGUUAUUACAAUAACUACAGCCACGCGCAGCCGCGCUACUUCUGUAAGACCUGCCGGAGGUACUGGACUCACGGCGGCACGCUGAGGAACGUCCCCGUCGGCGGCGGCUGCCGGAAGAACAAGAGGAACAAGACAGCGCUGGCAAUUAAUGCGGCGGCGGCGGCGAAUGAGAUCGCCGCCGUGGGGCAGCAGCAGAGGAUGCCGCCGAUGAUUGAUCCGGCGGCGAGGAAUUUCGCCGGCGGGAGAUUCGCCGCCGUGGGGCUGAGGCCGGUGAUUCCUCCGAUGGGGAAUUUUUUGUAUUCUGCUGCAGGUGGGAUUAAUUCGCUCAAUCUCGGCGGCGGCGGAGCAGGCCAGUUUGGGAGCAAUUUCUUGAGCCAUCCGGCGGUGAAGCCUCACGUGGAGGCGGCGGCGGCGGCGGCGCGUCUGUUGCAGGCACCUGGUGGCGGCGGUUUUCAGGCGAGAGGAUCGAAUUCUUGGGCAGCGCGUGGCGGGCCGGGUAAUUCCUCCGGCGGCGUUUAUUGGGGAUGCGGCGGAGAUGGGGCGGCGGCGGCAGAAGAGAAUCAGUCCGGGAUGAAUCCUUCCCAGUGA